This is a messenger RNA of Miscanthus lutarioriparius, 5595 nucleotides long. Lineage: Eukaryota; Viridiplantae; Streptophyta; Magnoliopsida; Poales; Poaceae. The record is from the annotation of a GenBank genome assembly.
AUGGCAGAGGCUGUUGUGGGAGUGCUCAUCGGCAAGCUCGCUGUGGCCUUGGCGAACCAGGCAGCAGCCUAUGGUGCAUCCCUGCUUGGCAAGGAAGCUUCUGCUCUCAAGGGUCUCUUUGGCGAGAUCCACAAAGCCAAGGAGGAGCUAGUGAGCAUGAAGGCCUACUUGCAUGAGUCAGAGAAGUUCAAGGAUACCGACGAGACCACUGGCAUCUUCAUCAACAAGAUCCGGGAACUAUCUUUCCAGAUCGAGGAUGUUGUCGAUGAGUUCAUGUACAAGCUUGAGGACGACAAGCAUGGAGGAUUUGCAGCCAAGAUGAAGAAGAGGAUCAAGCAUGUUAAGGUUUGGCACCGUCUAGCUCAUAAGCUCCGUGAUAUCAAUGUCGAGCUUGAAGAAGCUGCAAAGAGGAGGGCACGUUAUGUCAUCCCAGGAAUGCAGGGACAGGCUGGGAGGGGUGAUCAUCAUGCUAGACCCACCAAUCAAAAUUUGUGUUUUGCAAGGGAAGAUGAUGUAGUGGGUAUUGAAGAUAAUGCAACCAAGCUCAAGCAGUGGCUAAUAGUACUGGCCAGUGGCCACCACGGAACAUCGACAGCCGCCUUGCGGUUCCCGUUGCGGGGCAGCGCCGGCGCGCAGACAUCAAUCGAGCAGACAGCAGAGCAUGGUCAUGGGUACUUGGCGCCAUCGGGCCCGCUCUUGAGCGGCGCAUACGUGGUGAGGACGAGGCAGCAGAGGAGGGCGAAGGAGACGGCGGCCAGGUACGGCGCCAGCCUCGUCAGCUUGCCGCCGACGCGCCGCGUGUCCACGGCAGAAGCAGGGGCAGCGUGGCCACCUGCGCCGGCGGCAUUACGUGCCUUUCGGGUGAAGGUGAAGCGGGCAAGAAGCACGGUGCCGAUGACGCGCGCCACGCCGACGGACACGUCGACGAGGGAGCAGCGUUCCUGGGUAACUGUGUCACAGAGUUACCAAGUUGAAGACUUGCUGAAGAGGAUUGCAAGAGAGUUUGGCAUCAUAACUGAUGCUAUUAACAUGGAAAUUAGAAGCUUAGUUGAGAUCAUCCGGAAACAUCUUGAAGGUAAAAGGUAUAUCUUGGUUCUUGAUGAUGUCUGGGAAAAGGAUGUAUGGAUUAAUAUAAUGGAAGUCUUUCCAACUAAAUGUAGCAGACGAUUUGUUAUGACAUCAAGAAAGCUUGAAGUUGCAUCAUUGGCAACUAGUAAUUGCACAAUUGAGAUGGAACCUCUAGGAUAUAAGCACUCUUUGGAGUUAUUCUGCAGAUUAACUUUCGGUAAUAGUGAUGAUAGAAGGUGCCCAUUAGAGUUAUUGGAUUUGGCUGUAAAGUUCUUACAAAAGUGUGAAGGCUUGCCUAUUGCCAUUGCAUGCAUAGGACGUCUAUUGUCUUUCAAACAACCGACAUACUCUGAAUGGGAUAGUGUGUACAAGGAGCUAGAAUUGCAGUCUAGUAAUAAUGUGAUGCAAGGAGUCGAUAGUAUUCUAAAAGUCAGCUUGGAGGACCUUCCAUAUAAACUAAAGAAUUGCUUCUUACAUUGUGCAAUAUUUCCAGAGGAUUAUGAACUGAAGAGGCGAAGGUCAAUUAGGCACUGGAUUACUUCUGGAUUCAUCAAGGUAAAGGAGAACAAGACACUUGAACAAGUGGCAGAGGGUUACUUGAAUGAUCUUGUAAACCGAAGCCUACUACAAGUUGUGAGAAAAAAUGCAUCUGGACGUGUGAAAUGUUGCCGAAUGCAUGACGUUAUCCGCCAUCUUGCCCUUGACAAAGCGGCAAAAGAAUGUUUUGGUAAAGUUUAUGAGGGCCAUGGGACAUUUUCGGUAGAUGGAACACGUAGACUAUCAAUAAAGAGUACCAAUAUUGUACCACUGAAUCCAUCUGGUGCGACACAUCUUCGUGCAAUCUAUGUUUUUACUAGUUCGGUUGUUGAUUUGCUGAGGACUAUCCUUGCAUCCACAACAUUGUUGUCAACAUUGGAUCUACAAGGUACUGAAAUCAAGUGUCUGCCUAAUGAGGUGUUCAGCUUGUUUAAUCUGCAUUUCUUGGGGCUCCGGAAAACUGGAAUUGAGACUCUACCAGAGGCUGUUGGAAGAUUGCAAAAUUUAGAAGUACUGGAUGCAGUUGGCACUGGUAUGCUAUCUUUACCAAAGAAUGUAGCAAAACUGAAGAAGCUUAGGUACCUAUAUGCAACUGUAAUUGUCGCUGAACGACGUCUCAUGCGUCAAUAUGGAGUAAAGGUGCCUAGGGGCAUAAUAAAGAACUUGACAGGACUGCAUGCUCUGCAAAAGGUUAAAGCCUGCUCAGAGACCCUACGUGAUGUUGCAGCUUUGACGGAGUUACGCAGAUUUUCUGUUGACGAAUGGACAAGUGAACACUCGUCAAGCUUGAGUAGUGCCCUCCUGAAUAUGAGCAAUCUUGUCAAUUUGUCAAUUACAACAUUAAAUGAAAAUGAAUCAUUUCCUAGACUGAGAGAACUACGUAUAUCGGGUGCUCGGGAGCUCAGCCAAGUAGAAAUAGAAGAAGAUGCACUGGGAAGUCUUGUUAAGCUACAUUUUUCAGGGUGCCCAGAAAUGAAGCGCCUCCCUCGUGGCAUUAAGGACCUUUCAACGCUCGAUGAAUUAUGUUUGGAAGAUGCUGCUGAUGAGCUUAUAAAGAUCCUUCGGCAGGAAGGUGAAGCAAAUGAAUGCAAGGAAGAGCUAAUGAAGAUUAGCCACAUUAGAAGGUUGAAGGCGAAGACGGCGGAGUUCCGCGACCGCCUAACGCGCGGGGAGACACUCGCCGACGUCCAGGGCGAGGCGUUUGCCGUGGUACGCGAGGCGGCUAGGAGGACGCUUGGGAUGCGGCAUUUCGACGUCCAGAUAAUUGGUGGUGCUGUGCUCAACGACGGCUGCAUUGCAGAGAUGAAGACAGGCGAGGGGAAGACGCUUGUUUCCACACUUGCAGCUUAUCUCAAUGCGCUUACAGGGGAAGGGGUUCAUGUGGUGACUGUAAAUGAUUAUUUGGCGCAGCGUGAUGCUGAAUGGAUGGGCCGUGUUCAUCGCUUUCUCGGUCUUACUGUUGGUCUGGUUCAGGCGGGUAUGAAGUCAGAUGAGAGAAGAGCCAGCUACAGAUGUGACAUUACAUACACUAACAACUCGGAACUUGGAUUUGACUAUCUUCGUGACAACCUAUCUCGAAACAAAGAACAACUUGUUAUGAGAUGGCCAAGGCCAUUCCAUUUUGCUAUUGUGGAUGAAGUGGACUCAGUACUUAUAGAUGAGGGGAGGAAUCCAUUAUUAAUAAGUGGAGAGGAUAAUAGAGAUGCAGCUCGGUAUCCAGUUGCUGCUAAAGUCGCAGAACUUCUUAUGGAGGGUGUUCAUUACACCAUCGAACUAAAAGGCAAUAAUAUAGAUCUGACAGAGGAAGGUGUAGCACAUGCUGAGAUUAUUCUUGGGACAGAUGAUCUAUGGGAUGAGAAUGAUCCGUGGGCAAGGUUUGUGAUGAAUGCUUUGAAAGCAAAAGUGUUCUACCGAAGGGAUGUCCAGUAUAUUGUCAGGGAUGGGAAAGCUAUUAUAAUUAAUGAGCUAACUGGCCGAGUUGAACCCAAAAGAAGAUGGUCUGAUGGUAUCCACCAAGCAGUAGAAGCAAAAGAAGGCCUAAAAAUCCAGGCAGAUUCAGUAAUUGUGGCUCAAAUCACAUAUCAGUCACUGUUUAAGCUUUAUCCUAAGCUUUCUGGGAUGACAGGAACUGCUAAGACAGAGGAAAAGGAGUUUUUAAAGAUGUUCAAGAUGCCUGUUAUUGAAGUACCUACGAAUCUGCCAAAUAUACGGGUGGACUUGCCUAUCCAAGCUUUUGCGACUGCAAGAGGCAAAUGGCAAUAUGUACGGGCUGAAGUAGAGUCUAUGUUCCAAUUAGGCCGCCCUGUUUUAGUUGGAACUACAAGUGUCGAGAGUUCUGAAUACUUGUCAGAGCUACUUAAAGUUCGCAAUAUUCCACACAAUGUCCUUAAUGCAAGACCAAAGUAUGCUGCAAGAGAAGCCGAAAUAAUUGCCCAAGCUGGAAGAAAACAUGCUAUUACAAUUUCAACUAAUAUGGCAGGCAGAGGAACUGACAUUAUUUUAGGUGGUAAUCCAAAAAUGCUUGCAAAAGAAAUAGUAGAAGAUAACAUACUUCCAUUUUUGACCCAUGAACCUCCUGAUAUUGACAUGGAAGGGGAAUCCACAUCCCACAAGGGUCUCUCAAAUAUAGAACUUGGUCCAUCAUCAGUAGGUCUGCUUGCCAAAGCUGCAAUCAUGUCAAAAUAUAUUCACAAAAGCGAGAGAAAUGAAUGGUCUCUUAGUAAGGCAAAAUCCACUAUUGCUGAAUCUAUAGAAAUGGGUCAAAUGAUUGGAAUGGAGAAACUGCAAGAGCGCAUGACUGAAGAGUCUGAGAUGUACCCUCUUUGUGAUGCAAUAGGACUUGCUUAUCUCAGUGUUUUAAGGGAUUGUGAAAUUCAUUGUUCUGCUGAAGGUGCUGCAGUGAAGAGAUUAGGUGGGCUCCAUGUAGUAGGAACUUCUUUGCAUGAGUCACGCCGAAUUGAUAACCAACUGCGUGGCAGAGCAGGCAGACAGGGUGAUCCUGGGUCGACACGGUUUAUGGUGAGCUUACAAGAUGAUAUAUUCCAGAAAUUUAAUCUGGACACUGAAUGGGCUGUGAGGCUAAUAUCAAGGAUAACGAAUGACGAAGACAUAGCUAUCGAGAGCAAUGUUGUUGUGAAGCAGCUUCUAGGCCUUCAAAUCAACGCAGAGAAAUAUUAUUUUGGAAUAAGGAAAAGUCUUGUUGAGUUCGAUGAAGUCCUGGAGGUCCAAAGAAAGCAUGUAUACAACCUUAGGCAGGUGAUAUUAUCUGGUGACUCUGAAAGCUGCAGUGAACAAAUUUUCCAGUACAUGCAAGCGGUAGCUGAUGAAAUUGUUUUGCUAAAUGUUGAUCCCCAAAAGCCACCCAAGGCAUGGAAUCUGGUAAAGCUUUUGGAUGAAUUUGUUGGUCUAGGCGGAAAACUACUGAGUGAAACAUUCAAGGACAUCCAAGGGCAAAACCUACAAUCAGCACUUGAGGAAAUGCAAGGUUGGGGCCCAGUUAAGGCUGAUAGUUUUGCUCUUCCAAACAUGCCGAUGCCGCCCGAUUCACUUAGAGGAAUUCGAAAGAAAACAUCUUCUAUAAUGCGGUGGUUUGCCAUUUGUGUUGAUGAUACAUCAAAGAAAGGGAGAUAUACAAACACUGCUAAUCUGCUCAGGAAAUAUUUUGGGGAUUUUCUAAUAGCUACCUACUUGAAUGCUGUUCAAGAGUCCCGUUACGAUGAUGGAUAUAUAAGUGGAAUCGAGCGGGAAGUACUUUUGAAGACUCUUGAUACGUUAUGGAAAGACCAUUUGGUAAACAUGAACAAGCUUAGUUCUGCUGUGAACGUUCGGAGUUUUGGACACAAAAAUCCUCUGGAAGAAUACAAGAUCGAUGGCUGCCGCUUCUUCAUCUCAAUGUUGAGUGCCACACGACGUCUCACCGUGGAAUCCCUUUUGCACUACUGGUCGUCUCCGAUGGAAUCCGAAGAGAUCUUCGACACAGAGGAUCAAUAG